Molecule: messenger RNA, 1908 nt
Organism: Linum trigynum
Lineage: Eukaryota; Viridiplantae; Streptophyta; Magnoliopsida; Malpighiales; Linaceae
Source: the annotation of a GenBank genome assembly
UCUUAUGCAAUUUCUUCAAUAUGAUUAUCAAUUCUGAAUACGAUAAUUCUUUGACGAGCGUGACUCCUUUCUUGAUUGCGGCUUUCAUCAUCGUCCCACGACAUCGUUUGUGUGGUCAGAGAUAGUCCAGUGAUUCAAGUUUGUCCCAAAUAGGUAGCAAUCCGCUGCAAACUUAAAAGCAGAUGAUUCGUUCACCGUGUAAAUGACAUCGUCAUCCAUGUCGGAUGGUGCACAGUGGCAGAUGAUGACAUAGUCGAAACUCAGCUGGGUUAGAUCAUCCAUGUGGCUGGAAUAAUUAUGUUUUGAUACUUGCUGUUAAGUUUUGGGAUGGAAAAGAUAACGAUGCAACGAAAAGUAAGAGAUUGAUAUGUGCUUUAAUUAGUUUUUAUUUAAUUGGUUUUAUCAAUUGUUAAUUAGAAUAAGGAUUAAAUAUUAUGAAUUGUUAGACGUGAGUUAGUUAGGGUGAUUAGUGGGUUAGUGGUUACCUAGAACCAAGGGGCUUUGGCUUAAAGAUAGGUGUUUACCCGUUAAGUUCAUUAGUUGUAGGAUUAUUAGAGUUCCAUUCCCUAUUUAAAGUAGUAGAUGGAUAGAUGAGAGGAAUCAAUCAAGUAUAAUCAAGAAAAGGGUUUUACACACCUACGUGUUAAUUUGGGAGGUUGGCUUUCCUCGAAAAAGCCUAGGGAUUCUGUUCUCGCCAUUAAGAAGAACACUUCUAUUCUCUCUCAAUCUAUCCGUUCUCCAAAAAAGUGCACGUAACAUUUGGUAUCAGAGCCGGUCGAUCCAACAACACCUACAACAAUGAAUGUUCUCGCAAAACCACUUGAUUUUAUGAUGGAGGAGAUGGUGCAAGAGAACGCAAGGUUGAGGCAGGAGAUGCGAGCGAAUUUUGCAGCCCUUAUCGCAAGGUUUGAUCGAUUUCUCGAACGACGGCAGGGAGAUGGCGAACGUCAUAUGGAGAAUGGCGAAUUUAUUCCAAACCAGAACAAGCUUGUAGAAGGGCAAGUAGCCAACUAGCAAGUUCAAGUUCGUCAAGGACGAAUUGAAGGGCGAUCAGACCAGUAGCAAACCUUCACCUGGCCCUCCCAAGAUGUCAGUUGAGCAACCUACGCCAUCAGCGACAGUCGCCAUGCCGCCGGCGAGCAUGUCACACCCAUCGACCCCCACCAUGAUUGUUGUCCAAGUUGAGGCGCUGCACGAAGCUAGCUUGCCGCAAGUCACCAUCAUCUCCUCGAAAAUCGUCGCCGCUAUACAAGACGUCAAAGAGGAUGAAGCCAUUAUCAAAAGUGUUGCUUGCGAGCUCAUUGACCCAAAAAAUAAAAAGGCCGAUGGAAAAAAUGCUAUUGGGAAGUUUGAUGAUUAUCAAGGUCAAGGAAACACCAUGCCAAGUUUACUAUUGGAAGAAAGGGGUCCUUCUUGGGCUAAAAAGCAAAAUUUGGCAAUGGGAGCUUAUCGUCUCAACUAUGGUGGUUCAUGCUCUCUAGAGAUCCAGGUUGAAGAAGACGUCCGAAGUUCAUGGUUGAUUCUUGUGGUCAAGAAUCUUUUCAAGGUGAUGGAAUGUCAUGUGCUUUAAUUAGUUUUUAUUUAAUUGGUUUUAUCAAUUGUUAAUUAGAAUUAGGAUUAAAUAUUAUGAAUUAUUAGACGUGAGUUUGUUGGGGUGAUUAGUGGGUUAGUGGUUACCUAGAACCAAGGGGCUUUAGCUUAAAGAUAGGUGUUUACCUGUUAAGUUCAUUAGUUGUAGGAUUAUUAGAGUUCCAUUCUCUAUUUAAAGUAGUAGAUGGAUAGAUGAGGAGAAUCAAUCAAGUAUAAUCAAGAAAAGGGUUUUACAUACCUACGUGUUAAUUUGGGAGGUUCGCUUUUCUCGAAAAAGUUUAGGGGUUCUGUUCUCACCAUUAAAGAUAACACUUCUAU